Messenger RNA from Medicago truncatula (barrel medic), 663 nucleotides. Its product is annotated as 40S ribosomal protein S30. Gene Ontology annotation, cellular component: ribosome; cytosolic small ribosomal subunit. Gene Ontology annotation, biological process: translation. The record is from RefSeq and is a predicted model, not a curated record. The coding region runs from base 159 to 347 and encodes 62 amino acids. The transcript is spliced from 3 exons. NCBI's taxonomy places the organism in Eukaryota, Viridiplantae, Streptophyta, Magnoliopsida, Fabales, Fabaceae. Gene Ontology annotation, molecular function: structural constituent of ribosome.
GUUGAGCCCAAAGCCCUAAAACCCUAACCUAGUCCACAAUACAAAUAGCACAAACCAAACCAUUAUCGUUAAGAGCCCCGAUUUUGGUUUUGUGCCUCCAGCCGCAGAAGCUAGAGAGAGAGAGAGUGUGUGAGAGAGAGAGAUUCAUUUCUUCAAUCAUGGGUAAGGUUCACGGUUCAUUGGCCCGUGCCGGUAAAGUUAGGGGACAAACACCCAAGGUAGCUAAGCAAGACAAGAAGAAGCAGCCCCGUGGCCGUGCUCACAAGCGUAUGCAGUACAAUCGCAGAUUCGUCACCGCUGUUGUUGGAUUUGGAAAGAAGAGGGGACCCAACUCAUCUGAGAAGUAAGAUCGUGGAUUGAAGAAUGAUGUUUUUCACCUUAGCUUUUGAAAUAUGUUGAGAAUCUUAAUCUUAAUUUCAUUUUGAUUUUCCUUUUUUUUUUUUUUUUUGGUGGGAUGUAGGGGUUAUGAAUUGUGAACCUUUUUUGUGCUAGUUAAAUAUCAAACUUAAAUAUUUAUUUUGCAUACAGUUCUUGCAUGUCUUAAUUUUUAACUAGCUUUAAGAACUUAUACUUUAGUUAUUGUAGUGUGUGUGCGUGCUUGUUAUAUCAGCGGAAUAACUGCGGUUCAAAUAAAUUUAUCGUAUGCUUUGUUUGAUUGCUUGA